AGUAUGGUGAACUCGCAUUUUGUUCGAAUUUGACAAAACUUCUGACGUCUGAAAAGUACUUCAUCACUCAGCUGGUCAGUUGAUUAAGAGUGAACUACGUCAGGACGAACAUGCAGCAUGGAAUCAUUUCGUUUUCUACCAAUCCCGCCCAUAAGCGAGGCAGAUACGCAAUGGACCUAUACCAUGAGGCGAGAUAUGCAGGAAAUUGUACCCAACCUUUACCUUGGUCCUUAUGGUGCUGCCAUGCGAUCAAAGCUGGAUAAUCUUCAACUGCAUGGCAUCACCCACAUUGUGUGCAUAAGACAAGCAAUAGAGGCUGCUUUUGUAAAGCCAAACUUCCCUGAGUUCUUCAGAUACUUGGUGCUAGAUAUUGCUGAUAGUGUGACUGAGAAUAUCAUUCAACAUUUCCCUAAGGUGCGUGAUUUCAUUGAUGAAUGCUUCCGGUGUGGUGGAAAAGUUCUUGUUCAUGGCAAUGCUGGAAUUUCCCGCAGCGCUGCCCUUGUGAUAGCAUAUAUCAUGGAGCGAUAUGGUCUGCCAUACAGAGAGGCCUUUCUCUAUGUACAACAGAAGCGUUUUUGUAUCAAUCUCAAUGAAGGCUUCGCUCAACAGUUAAAGGAAUAUGAGCCAAUAUACAGAGCAAAGCUGACAUUGGAAAAUGGCCAACCUUCCAUGCAGACUGGACACUUAAAAAGAAAAAUGGAUGACGAUGUGUAUGAAAUGAGAACUGAUUUCCUUGAUACAUCCUGACAGCAGCUUUGGUAGCUACACAUGUGAGAUGGUUUUCUAAAAAACUGUGACUUUGUGCCAUUGACAGCAAGCAAUGUUAAUAAGCAAAGGCAUUUGUAUUGAGACUCUCAGCAGGUUGCAUGCAGAGUUAUUGCAAAUAUCCUAUUUUGUUUGUGCUUGGACAAAAUUUUCCUCACUAAACAACAUCAGAAUGAAUCUUUGGAUGUGAAAAUGGACAAGGGUGUUAUUCAGAGUACCGUACAUUCCAUCAACUAUUUGAGAUGGAUUUUCAAGUUUUAUGAUCGCGACACAUUCUUUCUUGCAAUAAACUCUAUACCUGUGAGCAUUUUCCAUCAUUGUGAAUUGUCGUCGGACACUUUGUUGAACAUUUUAAAAACCUCCAAGUUGGAGGUGCCAAAAUGAUGCCAAACCUGUUACGUAUGGUCAACUCCGCCUAUAACAACAGGUCAUCAUGUUUUGACAAUGCUCCAUGAUUUUGGACUGUUUCUGCGAGAUAUUGCCACAUACCUGAAUAAGGUAUCAAGACCAGAAAUUGAAUGAGUCACAUGUAUUAUUCUGGAACAGUGUUUUCUCCGGCAGAUUCGACUGUAUGUGACUGUGUCUUUAGUUUUAGUUUUAAGAUCAAAUCGGGCAUGAUUUUUGGCUCAUGUAGUUGUGCUUAUUCAUACCUAACGUUAGGGGCAAACUGAUAUUGACUUGUCGGAGGCAGCAUGCCAAUCGGAAUUUCUACUGUUAAAUACUUGAUGGUUAUAGAAUAAAGUGAUCAUUGUCUA
This is a messenger RNA of Lineus longissimus, 1520 nucleotides long. Its product is annotated as serine/threonine/tyrosine-interacting protein B-like. The coding region runs from base 118 to 747 and encodes 209 amino acids. The transcript has 8 exons. The record is from RefSeq and is a predicted model, not a curated record. Gene Ontology annotation, molecular function: F-box domain binding; protein tyrosine/serine/threonine phosphatase activity. Gene Ontology annotation, cellular component: cytoplasm; nucleoplasm. NCBI's taxonomy places the organism in Eukaryota, Metazoa, Nemertea, Pilidiophora, Heteronemertea, Lineidae. Gene Ontology annotation, biological process: protein dephosphorylation; negative regulation of SCF-dependent proteasomal ubiquitin-dependent catabolic process; negative regulation of protein binding.